This is a messenger RNA of Culicoides brevitarsis, 1167 nucleotides long. RefSeq names its product UDP-GlcNAc:betaGal beta-1,3-N-acetylglucosaminyltransferase-like protein 1. The coding region runs from base 23 to 1087 and encodes 354 amino acids. The transcript has 3 exons. NCBI's taxonomy places the organism in Eukaryota, Metazoa, Arthropoda, Insecta, Diptera, Ceratopogonidae. The record is from RefSeq and is a predicted model, not a curated record.
UGUGCAAUUUCUGAAUGAAAACAUGACAAAAGUGAGUGUCAUCAUCACAGUUUUGAAUGGGACAAAAUGGAUCGAAUCCUGUUUCUCGUCGAUUUUGAAGCAAAACGUUACUCCGGAGUUUGAUAUUGAAAUUGUUGUGUUUGACGAUGCGAGUAAAGAUGAUACUGCAAGACAAAUUUCUGAAUGGAAAGAAAAAUUUCAAGCGAAAAAUAUGGAACUUACCCUCGUGAAAAGUGAUUUUUCAAGUCCUAAAGGUGUCGGAUAUGGAAGAAAUGUUGCUGUUGAGCGAUGUAACGGCGAUUGGUUGUGUUUUCAAGACAUCGAUGACGUUAUGAUGCCUGAUAGGAUUCGGAGACAACUUGAAGCGGGACUUCAAUUAGGCAAUAACUACAUAAUUGGCAGUAAAUUCACUCGAGUGCCUCAAGAUUCAACGUUUCGUUUCACAAAAUGGGCAAAUAAUCUCCCGCAUGACAAAUUAUCCGUUCAAAUUUACACAUCGAAUGGCCCAACGUUGAUAAUGCCCACGUGGUUCAUGCACAAAGACGUUUUUCAUCGCGUUGGAGGCUUUUGUGAAGAUGGCAAGGGCACUCCUGAAGAUUUAAUCUUCUUUUUCAAACAUUUGAAUGUCGGCGGAAAACUUCAUCGUGUUGACGAGCCUCUUUUGGAGUACACAUAUCAUUCGGAAGCGACGUCAUUCAGUGUGAAAAGUGAAACUAUCGAUAAAAUUCGGUUGCAGCAGUUGAUAGAAACGGAAUUUAAUGACAAAGAAAAGUCUCAAUGGAAAGAAGGCUUCAUGAUUUGGAACGCAGGACGUCAAGGAAGGAAGUUUUAUCGAUCGUUACCCAAAGAAUGGCAAAAUCGAGUAACGAGUUUCUGUGAUGUCGAUCCAAAGUUGAUAGGAACAACGUUUAAUCAUUACGAACCGGAGCUGAGGAAGACUUUGAGAAACGUUCCGAUCGUUAGUUAUAAAGAAGUGACGUCUCCUGUGAUAAUUUGCAUGAAAUUAGACUUGACUGAUGGGGCAUUUGAGGAAAAUUUGGCAUCCUUGAACAUGGAGGAGGGGAGAGAUUUUAUUUUGUUUAGCUGAAAAUAUAAAAAAAAAUUAAUUUUUUACCUUUUUCGUCUGAAGUUUUACGAAUCGUUUAUUAAAAAAAAAUAUUUUUGAAA